UCAUUGCUACAGGCAGAAGUUAUGGCUGCUUUUACUUUUAAACAAAGGUUUGGAGUCAGAAUAUUAACUUUCUUAUUGUUUUAUUUAUGUGGCGAUGUUUUUGUUCAUGGGGUGCAAACAAUCAAGGAUAUUUCCAUUUAUUCUCUUAAUUAUUUUUCAUGUUACUCUCUGACAAAACAUGAAACAUCUUGCGAUGUGUUGAGAUCUUAUUAAUCCCAGUUUCUUGGUCAAUUGGGAGAAAGUUCCCAGGAAUGUUUGCUGAUUAAGUCACACAAAACUCUUAAUAUUUCUAUUAAAAUGAUCAAAAUAAAAAACCGAAAAGCAAAGAAAAAUCUCUAGAAGGUUUAGUGUGUAGAUUUUAUUGAUGGGCUGAGUUGUAGCAAAAAAACUAAACAAAUACAACCAAAACCAUGAGGAACCAAAAUGCUGGCCGUCCUGCCGGCGCUGCUGCUGCUGCUGCUGCUCAGCUCCAGGUCGGCCUGCGGCGUCUUCCAGAAGCUUUACUGCAGCUUCUCAGACAGCUGCGACUGCGACUUCAAGCCCAACAUCAGAGACUUGGAGUGGGACCUGUACAAGAAUGUCUUCGGUCAGCACCUGGCCCAGGACCUGGUCGCAGAAGAGGUUUCCAGGUUCCUCCUCAAUAAGAGCCCGGAUCGGCCCCUGGUUCUGUCCUUCCACGGCUCCUCUGGGACCGGGAAGACGCUGGUCAGCACCAUGCUGGGGAACCACCUGUACGGCUCGGCCAUGAGCAGCCCCUUCGUCCACCAGUUCGUCCCCGCGCUCCACUUCCCUUCAGCCGAGCGCGUCGCUCAGUACCAGAAUCUGCUGGUUUUGAAGCUGUGUUGCUCUGGUUGGCAGGCGGAGCUGAAGAACUGGGUGAAGGGAAACCUGACGGCCUGCUCGCGCUCCGUCUUCAUUUUUGAUGAGAUGGAGAAGAUGCCUGCAGGCCUGAUCGACGUCCUGGAGCCGUUCCUGGGUCCGUCCCACGUUGUGUUUCGCACCAACUACAGGAAGGCCAUCUACGUCUUCAUAAGCACCGCGGGACAGGAGGCGAUACACCGGCUGAUUCUGGAGAACCGGCGGGCUGGACGGGACAGAGACGAGAUCAAACCGUCCGACCUGCAGGAAGUCGUCCAGCAAUCGGUUUACAGCAACAAAACCAAUGGGCUCUACCUGUCCAGCAUCGUCCAGCAGAAUCUCAUCACUCGCUUCGUCCCCUUCCUGCCACUGACCCGGACCCACGUGGAGCGCUGCGUCCGUGCCCAGCUCUGCCAGCGCGGCAGCUGUAACCGUGACGACGUGGUGGAGGCGGUGGGAGGAGACAUGACCUAUGACCCCGCAGAGGGACACUACUUCUCCACCACGGGAUGCAAGGCGGUCGCUGCGAAGAUCAGCUUCUUCCUGUGAGCCCCAGCCGGACGGUUCUGGUUCCACUGGGAGGAAAACGCCUCCGAUCCGCUUUCAGGACGCAGGAUUUGAACCGACGACCCGAUGCUCAUGGGUAACCGGAGGGAAAAGCUCUGUGAAGGCAGAAAGCAGCAGGAGGAAACAAACCGCAGCAGCAGAGUUUGGUGGCUGCUGCCUCUUCUGGGUCUGAACCAGGAAUCCUGUCUAAGAUGGAGAUGACAGACAGAAAAACUCUGAAGUUUACAGAUUAAUCCAAGAAAUUUCUGAGCUCCAAAAGUGAAAAAUUCAAAAAUCUGAAAUUUUAACAUUGAUCUCAUAAAUUUUCUAUAGAACAUCUAUAAAAUUUCUCACUUUGAAAAGUCAGGAAUUUGUUGGAAAAAAUGUUUAGAUUAAUCUCUGAAAUCUUCUAGAGAAAAACUGAAAUUUCUGAACUCCAAAAGUCAAACAUUUGCUAGAAAAACAUCUGAAAUGUUGAGAUCUCAGAUUAUUUAUAAGAAACUUGGACAUUUCUGAGUGUCAAAGGUCAAACAUUUUUUACUUUUCAAGCUCAGAAUCUUCUAGAAAAUGUUUAAAAUUAAUGUCAAAAAGUCUGAAUUUUUGGCAGAAAUUUACUCUUCUUUUUUUCCCUAAAUCUUACUUCUACCAUGGACCAAACCUUAGACGACUUUUAAAACCUACAGCUUUUAAAAAAAGGCUGCAGCUGCUUCAGGUCAUCAACUUAUUUUCUUUAAAUUAUUUUUGCUCUGGAAAAUCAUCCGUCAGUUUUCAGACGCCUCACAGGGUUCAGUGAAGAUUUUUGAUUUCUUUGCAGGAACAAAGACUCUGACUUUAGUUUAUAAGUUAUUAUUUAACGGAAAGGGAUCAGAGAUUUUAAUGAAACUGUUUUAAUUUCAAGAUGUUUAAACCAUAAAACGGUUUUUCAGCUCAGAUUUUCACUGAUGUGAAGUGAAAUAUUGUAUUAAGAUGGAGGGAAACUAGUGAGCUGAAUAUAUCCAGAUGAAGAAAUGCCAAAGCUGAUGAAGUGAAACGGAGUAUUAGGGCCGUCGUAGAUAAAAAUAAUAAUAAUAAUAAUAAUUGCCCAUGAAGGAGUACAUUCCAACAAACAUUGUUUAGAUUAGUUUCUCAUACUAACAAGAAAAAACUUGGAAAUUGUCUCAUGUCGCAAAGUAAUAAGUUUGAAAAAAUAACAAUUUUCCAUUAUUAAAAUCAUAAAUUUACAAUGUAAAAGUGAAGAUGUUGUCUGAGUUUAUAAAAUCAGACAUUUCUGACAGAAAAUGACAAAGGUUUUGAUUGAAAAGAUUUUUUUCUAAUUUUAUGAUUUUUCUUUUACAGAUGUCUAACUUUCCAAAGUCAGAAAAUAUCCACCUUAUGUUAAAUUAAAAUUAAAAUUUAUGUCUUUAAUCAUGGAAAAUUGACCAUUUCUUAGUUGAGAUUUAUGAAUUUCUGACAUCAGAGUUACCAUGUUUUUUAUGAUAAUGGGAAGUUUUAUUAUUUUUAUAGCUUUUUCUUAUGUUCAAUGACUCUAAUAUUCUGUCACAGAUUAAAGGGACAAAACUAACUAAAUAAAUAAACAAUUAAUUAAAUGACCAUGAAAUAAAUGUAAUUCAAUAUUUAAAUCUUUUUUAGAAACAAUUUAAAUGUAGUUAAAUCAAUAAAAAUGCAAACUUAUAAUAAUUAUUUCAUGGUGAUGCUGCAGGAACAGAACCAAGAAAUAAUUAAAUACAUUUUUAAAAAUGUAUUGCGGCUAUCAUGAGUUUACAUUUUAAUUAUUUAAUUUAAUAUUUAAUUGUCUACUACAUAAACUAUGAUCUGUUUAUUUAUUUAAUUUUGUCCCUUUUGGCCUUCCAUAGAAUACCUUAAGUAGGAUUCAAAUGUUUAGGAGCUCAUCUCUACUCCUGCCAGCAGGGGGCAGCAAAGACUUUUUUGUGCCAAAAGUGGAAGAUGAGGCGAGAAAGAGUUCACCUGUUAGUUAUAUUUGUUCAUAUGUUUAUCCGUUCUGAUCAGUAGAGUGUGUGUGUGUGUGUGUGUGUGUGUGUGUGUGUGUGUGUGUGUGUGUGUGUGUGUGUGUGUGUGUGUGUGUGUGUGUGUGUGUGUGUGUGAGAAACACUGCGGCUGCAGAUUGAAACGGAUCUGCUUCUGAUCAGAAUGGAUCUGGAUUCACUAAAAUCUCAGUUGUUUCCUUCUGAUUGAACCGUUUACAGCUUAAAAAGUGUUUACAGCUAAGAACUGAGUGUGGAAGAAAUGAUUCUUCAGUAUGUUAAAUAAACUGUCAGAGGAAAUCAUCGUUUGAGAACAGAAUGUUUCCAAAGUGCGGCCCAGGGGCCGUUUUUGGGCGGCCCUUGAUUUGAAAUGUAAGGUGCAACACAAAGGAUUCAUUCAGGUUUUACUUUCAGUUUAAUUUAAUUUAUUAAUCAUAGAGACCCAAAAGCAUCUUUGCUAAAAUGCAAAAGACAUUUUGAACUUUGCAAAAUAAAGCAAAAUUGAGCCAUA
Messenger RNA from Xiphophorus maculatus (southern platyfish), 3897 nucleotides. It is a transcript of the gene tor2a, whose product is annotated as torsin family 2 member A. Gene Ontology annotation, cellular component: nuclear envelope; endoplasmic reticulum lumen. The transcript is spliced from 6 exons. Bases 424 to 1407 code for a protein of 327 amino acids. The record is from RefSeq and is a predicted model, not a curated record. Gene Ontology annotation, molecular function: ATP hydrolysis activity; ATP binding. Lineage: Eukaryota; Metazoa; Chordata; Actinopteri; Cyprinodontiformes; Poeciliidae.